AUGUCGAAUUCAAAAAAAAAAUGUCGAAUUCAAAGAGACCAUUCAAAAGGUCAUUCCCAACUAUUUAAUGAUUAUUUUGCUGAAAAUCCUACAUAUUCUUCUCGAUUGUUUCGACGUAGGUUUAGGAUGAGGAAACAUGUAUUUUUACGGAUAAUGGAAGCUGUCUCCAGCAACGAUCUAUGGUUCACUACCAACAUUGAUGCAACUGGUAGAAAAUGUCUAAGUGCUUUACAAAAGUGUACUGCAGCUCUUCGUAUCCUAGCAUACGGGGUGGCUGCUGAUCAAGUUGAUGAGUACCUCCGAAUUAGCGAAAGCACAGCACGAAAAGCACUCUGUCAUUUCACAAAGGGAAUAAUCAACCAAUUUGGGCAACAUUAUUUGAGAAAACCAAUACCACAAGAUUUGACGAGAUUAUUAGCCUUUAGUGAAGAACGAGAAUUCUCUGGCAUGAUUGCAUGGAAAGGGCAAUAUCAAGGCCGAGCUGGUGUUGCAACAUUAAUUCUUGAAGUUGUCGCCAAUCAUGACCUAUGGAUAUGGCAUGCCUUUUUUGGGAUGCCAGGUUCAUAUAAUGAUCUCAACGUGCUAUAUCGAUCACCUCUUUUAGUUGAUUUGUUUGAAGGAAGGGCACCACCUGUCAAUUUCACGGUGAAUGGAAAUCAAUACGGCAUGACUUACUAUCUCACUGAUGGCAUUUAUCCUAAAUGGGCUACUUUUAUUCAGUCUAUUACUGAACCGCAAACAGCAAAAGCAAGGUUAUUUGCCCAACAUCAAGAAGCAGCAAGAAAGGAUGUGGAGCGAGCAUUUGGGGUGUUGCAAGCUUGA
This is a messenger RNA of Amaranthus tricolor (Joseph's coat), 822 nucleotides long. RefSeq lists its product as uncharacterized. The record is from RefSeq and is a predicted model, not a curated record. NCBI's taxonomy places the organism in Eukaryota, Viridiplantae, Streptophyta, Magnoliopsida, Caryophyllales, Amaranthaceae. The transcript is spliced from 2 exons. The coding region runs from base 1 to 822 and encodes 273 amino acids.